Messenger RNA from Nelumbo nucifera (sacred lotus), 3019 nucleotides. RefSeq names its product Chaperone DnaJ-domain superfamily protein. Lineage: Eukaryota; Viridiplantae; Streptophyta; Magnoliopsida; Proteales; Nelumbonaceae. The record is from RefSeq and is a predicted model, not a curated record.
CUCGGCCGUUAGGUAGUCUAUACUACCGUGCGCAGUACGCCUUUCGUUAGUUCUCCGUACAGACGCGUUUCGUAGCACUUGGCCUUUGGGUUCUCGCCUCUCGCAGACUCGGAAUUUCAUUUUCGCUAGACAACUCCAUUUAAUUUCUCUCCUACUCUUUGUCUUUCCUUUUUGGGUCUUCUGGACCUUCUGGUUAAGCAGAAGAAGAGGCACCAACGAACAAAGGCUUGAAAGGUGAACGUUUCUCUGAAUAAGAUCCUUAACUAUUUACUGCAUUUGAUUUGCCCAAACACUGAUGGCAGUUAAAUACAAGUGGGGCAAAGGAAAAAGAAAGAACCAGAGUAGCAAGAUUUAAUAUGUCAAGUCCCAAGACGUUCCAGAUUAUAAUUGCUUGAGAGAUGGCAGUAGCAGUGAAUAAUAAUAUUUAUCAACUGAUGUUUGCCUGCAAAAUUCCGCUCUUUUAUGUAUUUUCUUAGCCUCCAGAAGUAAACAAGAGGAAAGAAGAAUGUCUAGGGGUCAAUCUCAACCAAGAACUCAGUCUGGCAGGAGAACCCUAGAAAGAUGCAAAGAGAAAGACAGAAAUGAUUCAGUCGUCUUCAUUGAUGUCGAUACUGCUAAUAUUAUUAUCCUUGAUGUUCCAGAGUCUUCUCAACCUUCACCUCGGGGUACCUUGAUAUCUGGGAAAGACAAAAGUAUCCCAUCUAGCAGUGUUAUUAGCAUUGAUGAUGACGAAAUCUGCAAUGAUGGUAGUCCUAGAAAUGGUGUUGAAGGUUGUGGUGAUGGGGAUAGUGAUGCCACCUCAAGCAAGAUGUCUCGUCAUGCUUCUAACCAGUUGCAUAAUUCUGAUGAAUCAGAUGGUGAUGAGUGUCAGUUCAUUUGGGAAAGAAAGUUCCCUGUGAAAUUAUCAAAAUGCAAGAGGACAUACUCUGGAAAAACCGUCCCCAGAAAUUGCUUUACUCAAAAUUCUGUUUCUGAGAGCUGUUCUGAAAGUGACAAUUCUGACUGUGAACUUAUGGAGGAUUCUUUUGGAAAUAUACGUGAACAGUGGGAAAAAGCUUCUCUAAAGAAAAAAGGCAUGGAGGGUGUUCAACAUGGAAAAUUUGGUACACAAGAUCAGGCUAGUUCUUCUGGAUCUCAUACUGACAGUCAAAAGAAUGUUGGAGUAGAAAACAAGGCUAACCAUCCUGCACAAUCACCAGUUCAUUCUAGUUCAAGCAAUGGUUAUGAUGAAAGAGUCAAGAUUUCUACCUCAGUUACUAAUGGUGUUACUGAAGGGACUUCUUGCAAACCCACUGGGAAAAAGCUUGUUGAUGAUCUGGAUAGAAUGCUAGACAAGGAAAAACAAUUUUCUCAGAGAGAGGAUGGCUUUCAGGGCAGAAGAUUUGGCCAUGUAAGAGCUUGUCCUCAGGAUGGAGAAGCAAGUAUUGCCAAGGAACCCUGUUGGUUCAACACCCAAUCAGUGGAUCAGGCAGACUUUAUCCACAGGAAUGUUAGCGUCCAGGACAAAAAGGCUUAUUUUCAGAACAUCCAGCAUUUCGAACAGGUUGAUAAUGAAACUGUUGUUUGUUGGGAGAAAGAUGACAAGUUUGAUGAACAAUCUCCUUCGUACAAUCAGUCAUCAAAUGAUACAAAAAACCAAAGGGCUAGCUUUGAGGAGGAACCAGUUUCAGGAGAACAAUGUUUCUGCAAAGUACAGCCAUGUUGUGGAGCAGGGCUUGAUCAUGAUUUAGCUUUUUCUGUGGAUAAUGGUGGACCAACUUUUGGGAUGUUUUCCUGUAACUCUCAAAUGAAUGAUGAGUUAGAAGUCAAUCAUGACAAAGCUAAUUGUCAGGACAAAGGUAAAGCUUUUGUUGAGGAAACAUCAAUGUGCAAAACUCGGCAAAAUGAAAAGCAGGAUAAUCGCAUGGAUGGGAAUCAACCACAUGAUGAGAGAAAUCCUCCAUUGCAUAUGCAGGAUGGGGAUGGUACACUGGAUGUUCAGAAUUAUAUAAUUGGUAAAAGAGAGAAGUUAAAGGAAACUGAUGAGUACAAGCAUGCUGCAGAAGAAGAAUGGGCGUCCAGACAACGGGAACUAAAAGUUCAGGCAGAAGAAGCACAGCGGUUACGAAAGAGAAAAAGGGCUGAAACUAUGCGCUUAUUGGACAUGGAGAGAAGGCAAAAGCAAAGGGUAGAAGAAAUGCGAGAAACACAAAAGAAGGAUGAGGAAACUAUAAAUCUGAAAGAGCAACUUCGUGUUGAAGUAAGAAGGGAACUUGAGAAAUUGGAAGGGCGAUAUACUGAUAUGGCUUCACUGCUCCGUGGCUUAGGCAUCCAGGUUGGAGGUGGUCUGUUUCCCUUGUCACACGAGGUACAUGCGGCUUAUAAACAAGCCUUGCUAAGGUUCCAUCCAGAUAGAGCAUCAAGAACUGACAUACGCCAGCAGGUUGAGGCAGAGGAGAAGUUCAAGCUUAUUUCUCGCUUGAAAGAGAAACUUUUACUGACAGCGUAAGGCAUGAGUUGCAGGAUUAAAUUUUAGUGAGUUCACUCUGUCAAAGUGGUAUAGCCUGAAGAAUGUUCUGGGAGCAUCUGUCACUCCCGGCUUCAUGAUUUCUCAUAUGGAAGUCAUUGUGUUAUUUUUAGCUAGAUUUUCUAACCCUAGGGGAGAAACUAUUUCUGUAUAGCAAGAGCGUAUUUUUGUUAUUUUUUAUGUAUCAUGGGCGAAAGAAAUUGAUGUUAACUUGUACAAGCAUUGUGGACACAUUAUUGUAGAACCGCUGGACCUCAUGCAGCGAACAUUCAGGACAAAGCAGAUGCGGUAUUUUAGGUGGUAGGCAGUAUUGGAUGGUCCAUUGGUGCUCUAUCAAGAGAGGUGUACCGUGGUUUUCUGAUUGUAAUUUGUGUCCGGAUUGUCUCAAAUUUUCAUUUGUUUGGUCACUGUUCCAUAAAGGCAUGUAACCAUUAUACCAUGAAUCCAUGAGAUCGACUCAAAAGUUUGAUAUAUGCAUCAAUCGUGUAGUCAGAUUGUUGGUUGUUUGACGGA